AUGUCCAGGUGCAAACCAAGGAGGUUGUCUGUUGCCAUCAGCCAGUCAGGCUCCUCAUGGUUUAAGGUGGCUGCUGCGGGUCCAGGCAUCACAUAUACUGCUGCCCUGGGAACCCUGGACUUCAGCCUGCUGUACGACCAGGAGAACAACGCCCUGCACUGCACCAUCAGCAAGGCCAAGGGCCUGAAGCCAAUGGACCACAAUGGACUGGCUGACCCCUACGUCAAGCUGCAUCUGCUGCCAGGAGCCAGUAAGGCAAAUAAGCUUAGGACAAAAACCCUGCGCAACACUCUGAACCCCACAUGGAACGAGACCCUCACUUACUACGGGAUCACAGACGAGGACAUGAUCCGCAAGACCCUGCGCAUCUCGGUGUGUGAUGAGGACAAAUUCCGCCACAAUGAGUUCAUUGGGGAGACGAGAGUGCCUCUGAAGAAGCUGAAACCCAACCACACCAAGACUUUCAGCAUCUGCCUAGAGAAGCAGCUGCCGGUGGACAAGACGGAAGACAAGUCCCUGGAGGAGCGAGGCCGCAUCCUCAUCUCCCUCAAGUACAGCUCACAGAAGCAGGGCCUGCUGGUGGGCAUCGUGCGGUGCGCACACCUGGCUGCCAUGGAUGCCAACGGCUACUCAGACCCCUAUGUGAAAACGUACCUGAAGCCAGAUGUGGACAAGAAAUCCAAACAUAAGACAGCAGUGAAGAAGAAAACCCUGAAUCCAGAGUUCAAUGAGGAGUUCUGCUAUGAGAUUAAGCAUGGGGACUUGGCGAAGAAGACCCUGGAGGUCACAGUUUGGGAUUAUGACAUUGGGAAAUCCAACGAUUUCAUUGGUGGCGUGGUUCUGGGCAUCAAUGCCAAGGGCGAGCGCCUGAAGCACUGGUUUGACUGCCUGAAGAACAAGGACAAGCGCAUUGAGCGCUGGCACACGCUCACCAACGAGCUCCCAGGGGCCGUGCUCAGUGACUGACUGCCCGCCUGCCGCCGCUGCCCCUGCCCCCGGCCCGCACAGGCCUGGCCCUGGGCUUCCUUGGCUGUCACCAAGGGCUGUGGCCCCGUGUUGGGCAUGAUCCAAGAUGCCUGCUUGGCUACAGAGCCACUGCAGUCCCCGCUUGGUGGACACAGUACCCAGGCUACCUGAGAGACAAGGGAGGGCAGAGAGCCCGGCCUGCUGUCCGCCUCCCUGGGCAUAGUGGGCAAGCGGUGGGAGGAGGCCUUGGCCAUGGAGCAGCAAGGACCUUCUAGAGGGUGUAGAGUGCAGACAGGCGGGGGGGUUCGGGUUGGCGCCAAAGAGAACAGAGGAGGAGACUGUGGGCAGGCAGAGGACGGGCCUUGGACAAAGUAGCCCAAAGAGCUUCCGACCACGUCCGUUUCUCUCUGGCAUGGCCGGGCAGGUGGAAAGAGGCCGAGAGCCAAGUGUGCAGUUCCUGGGGGCCCCUGCCAGCGGGUGACAUGGGCCUGCCCUUGACUUCUCGCUCAGGAACUGGAUGUAAACCAAGGCUGAGGAAGAACAAACCUUGGGGCUGCUGUGAUGGACAGACAGGGAAGGCUUCCGGGAGGAGGUGGUACCUCUGUAUGGCCUUAAAGGGUGAAGGGUUUCUAGGCAGAGUUGGAAGAACAGUCCAGGUGGUGAGAGUGUACUGCAGAGGCCUGGGACAGGGGAGAGGAAAGCCAGGCGCCAGGAGGGUUUAUUAGGCAGGGCUGGCCUUGUGCCAGGUGAGGAAGUUGAUGGUAGCGCAGGGUCAGGUUCAGCCCUCAGACCUGCCCCUGGUUCUGCUCAGCCUGAGUGUCCGUCAGCUGCAUAGGGGAGAGAAAAGGGCACCUCUGGCACAAGAAGAAGCAAACCUUACUCCUCAAGCACCCCCUUCCCUUCCCCAGCUCCUUUGGGUUCAAGCAGGGUAUUCGGGGGCCCUUGAGGUUACCCUCGGCCUCCUGCCCUUCUUGUGGUGCGAUCCAAUGUCCCUUUCAGGAGUACUUGGUACCAGUCCAGGGCCUGGUUUCUGGGAAAGCCAGGAGCUGAGAGGUCCUGCCUGUCUUUCUCUCUAGGAAGUUGCUAAGAGCAUCUCAGCUUGGGGGUUCAGGCGUGAAUGGGCUUUCUGGAGCUGUGGAUGAACAAAUACAGAACCGAGGUGCUUCACAGCCACUGCACGACCCCACCAUACGCAGUCCAUUGGGGCUGAGGGGAAGGAGCUUCCCGUGGUGGCCUUGCAACCCCAGCACAGCCGGGGCGUGUCAGAGCGCUGGACACCACACUUCAGAUCAUCUGGGCACUAGGCCCAUGCCCUGGGAGUCCCGCUGUCAGCUCCCAGGCAUGAGGGUCGAACCCUGGGCUGCGAGUACAGAGCACAUCCUCCAAGGCCAGAGGAGAUAGUUCAAAUCCCCAGCAUCCUUUCCCAGUCGGCUGCACAGGACUGCGGCCCCCUGCAGUACCCAGCCACACUUACUGCUCACAGAAACUUGGCUCCCCACGUCUGCACAGGAAGGCUUUGCCUGUGGCUGGAGCUUGCCAGGCACCGUCUUCCAGCAUCAUCACCACCCUGUGAGGAGAGUAACACCAUCCCUCAUGAGGCUCAGAGAGACACAGUAUGCCGAGUAACACAGCUGGGUAGGGGGUGAACCAGGAUUCAGACACAGCCCCUUUGCUUGUCUGGGCAUCAGGACUAACCCGGUCCUUUCCCCUUGAGAGUGAAGGUCUCAGGAAGGACCAGCACACGGCGCAGCAGGGGAGAUCUUGUUCUUGUCCCAUCUGUUUGGCUUCUUCACUGGUUUUGAAGCUAUCCAUGCUCCUCUGGGGUUUUCUGGAAGCCUACAGCCUGCACCCAUCCUGGCUUCCAUACCCAGGGUCAGGGAGGCUGCGGCUGGGGCUCCAGCUGGAAUGGGAAACCACAAGGGCCGAGGUGAGAGAUGACCUACUUUUUAGGGGCCAUGAGACUGGGUGAGCCACGGGGACCCUCUCAGCUUUGCCUUGUCGAGUGCUUCGUUCCCACAGGGACCUCGCAGCCUGUGAAGAUGUGAAAAUGCCACAUGGCACAGCUAGAAGGGCAGGGGGACCCCGCUAGUGUGACGUCCUUGUUAGACCCUAGGAGAAGCAGGCCUGUGAGGGGAAAGGGCCCGCUGGGACAAGGAACCAGGAUUCCUGGUAGCGGUGGAGGAACCUACUGCUCCCGGCAGGGUUCCAGCCAGCUAGUGCUAGGGCGAGAAGGGGCGCCCGCCCUGACCUCAAUGGCAGUCCCCCGGGUCCUGGGGUACACACUACAUCUCUGUUAAAGAAAAAACACUUUGAGAAGCUGCCUUUGACCCCAAACAGUCAUCUUUCUUCUGGUCCAUCAGCCCUACAAAGACAUAAAAUCUGAUGCCAAAAGAAAAAAAAAAAAAAAAAUCCAAAGUCGGGUGUCAGCAACCAGGGCUCCCCGGUGCGCCGCAGCCCCACCCGGCGCCCAGGUCUCCGCCCCGCCCACCGCCACCACUAGCCAAUCCCAACCGGCCCGUCUUCCAACCCCGAGGCGGUAACUUCCUGACCUCUAGUGGCGAGAGCGAGGAACUGCACCUCUACGGCCCGCCCGCCGAGCCCGGGCUGUGCAUGUCCUGCCCUUUGUUGCUUUUCAAACCGAGUGAACCUCCCGAUGCAUGGACUCUGGCUGUCGUCGACGCAGACUCGUGCACUGCUUAACACCGUUUUGCUACCAUGUGACGGCUGCAGAAAUCGUCCUCAAACUGCAGCCCCACGACAAUUUUUGUACUUUGUCUGACUGCCUACAGGUGUCCUUUAUAAGUC
Octodon degus (degu) is the source of this 3771-nucleotide messenger RNA. RefSeq names its product double C2 domain beta (gene Doc2b). Lineage: Eukaryota; Metazoa; Chordata; Mammalia; Rodentia; Octodontidae. Bases 1 to 966 code for a protein of 321 amino acids. Gene Ontology annotation, cellular component: membrane. The record is from RefSeq and is a predicted model, not a curated record. The transcript is spliced from 9 exons.